Colletes gigas is the source of this 1560-nucleotide messenger RNA. RefSeq lists its product as uncharacterized. NCBI's taxonomy places the organism in Eukaryota, Metazoa, Arthropoda, Insecta, Hymenoptera, Colletidae. The record is from RefSeq and is a predicted model, not a curated record. The transcript is spliced from 8 exons. Bases 331 to 1533 code for a protein of 400 amino acids.
CGGAAGGUCGGGGAAUUAUUUUUCCCGUGGAAGUGACUCGACUAUCCAUGUCGCACAACUCGGCUAAUCGAUGGAAGUCGAUAAAAGGUAGAUUAGACGGUCUUCGUAGCGGAGACGUCGAUCGUAAACCGUCAGUCGCGCAACGUUCAUCGUAGUUGCAACGACGUGUCUACGACUGUUUCCUUCCAAUUGCUUUACGUCUUUAGCAAUCGUUUGUAUUUCGAUAGUUGGUCCAUCGGAACGUGGAACCCUUUCAACGAUAAGCAUAAAAUCCUGACCAAAGGAGAAGUUUAAGCGUGAAAUUAAACGCAGGCGACGAGUGGUCGAAGAAUGGCUACGCUGGAAUAUCCUUCGGUGAACCUACCCGAGGCAAAGUAUAUUGGGAGAAGGAAUGCGAUUCCUGUCAUUUACACUAGAGGAACACAUUACGACAUUGGCUUCGAUAUCGGGCGGACAUUUUCCGGAUUGAUUCAACGGUAUGUAAACAUCUAUCGACCCCUGAACGAAACUUACAUACCGCUUUACGAGACCGCAGCUGGUAAAAAGAUUUACGAGGAAACUCUUCGCUGCGUGGAACAACAAUUUCCCGGAUAUCUUAGGGAAAUCCAAGGAACGUCGGACGGAGCCAACGUUCCCUUUCACAAGCUAUUUUUGAUGCAUCUGGAUGACAUCGUGCCAAACGUAGCAAACGGAGGGGCCCAGGGGAACGAGUUACCGGUCGGUUGUUCAACCAUUAUAUGCAACCAGCUAGGACACCAAAUCUUGGGGCAUAACGAAGACGCGCUUGGCGAAACUUUAAAUUAUUGGUAUCUGGUUUCUGCGCACGUACUCGAACCAGGCUGCAAGGAAGAAAAAUUCACGUCUUUGAGUUAUGCCGGCCUCUUGCCGGGAUACACGAUGGGUUACAAUUAUCAUGGUCUCGUUUAUACCAUCAAUACUCUUAGCGCUGCGAGUCUAAGAUCCGGCAAAACGCCCAGGUACUUUAUAACUCGAGCGCUACUGGCCGCCGACAAUUACGUGCAAGCUCAAGAAAUUUUGAGAAACGAUGGUAUCGGUGCGGCCGACGGAUUCGCGGUAAACAUGACCUUUUUAACGCAAGAAGGCGACAGAAUGUUUCACAACGCCGAAAUCGGUCCCUGCGAGAUCGACGCCAAGCAAUCUCAAUUGAGCAUUUUGACCGUCAGUCCUGGAGAAAAUACUUUCCACUGCAACAAAUAUCUUCGUCUAAAAGUACCAGAGGUUGAUGGUCUUAUUAUAGACAGCAGCGUAAAGAGAAUGGAAACGAUACGUAACCAUCCACCGCCAAAGUCUCGCCAAGAUGUUGUAAACAUUCUAAGCGAUCAGACGGACGACGAGUACAGAGUUUAUCAAGAAAUUAAAAAAGACGACCGUGUGAAAACCAUCGCUACCGGAAUCUUUGACUGUAUUGAAAAAACUUGGUCCAUUUAUACGGAUAAACCAAAUUCGACGGAGCCGAUAUUAGUGAUACCUUUGCAGCUGCAUGGUCACGAGACAACCGAUUCUCCUAUGUAAACUCGAAUAAUAAAAUAAUGUUCCUUC